Lactuca virosa is the source of this 1633-nucleotide messenger RNA. The record is from the annotation of a GenBank genome assembly. NCBI's taxonomy places the organism in Eukaryota, Viridiplantae, Streptophyta, Magnoliopsida, Asterales, Asteraceae.
CAUCGGCUGCUGUGUAGUUUGCUAACUUCGACUCAUGGGGUCUGGUUUCCUUCUUCCCAAUCUGUCGCCUAGAAAGACGAAAUGUCAGGAUGUAGAAGAGGAGGAGUAGAUUGGUUUUUUCAAUCAUCGAUAUCGGUCAAGAGGCUCUUAUUCGGAUACGCAAUAACGGAGUACCCUCUCCCGUGAAGAACACAAGAAAGAACUCAUUGAUUUUUGAUGCUCUAUGGAUCUACUCUUCAAUGCUUACUCCACUAAUACAGAUGAAGAUGAAGAAAAUGAAAAACAUCCACCUCCUCCCUUCAAACGAGCUAAACCUGAACUCCCACAUACAUCCAUCAAUUUUGUUCAUGGAAAACAUAUUUCCACUGAAUCUUCAAUUGCAGGAAGAUAUAUUUCAAAGCGGGAACGUGCACUCAUGGCUUCAGCUCCUCCUCAAAUUCCCAAUCCAUCCCCCCCAUCUUCCUCAGCCUGUUCACCUGUUCAAGGAAGCAUCUCGGAUUCUUCCAUAAGAAAAGACAUUUUGUCAUCAUUAAGGAAUCCAAAAGGAGGAGGCUAUGCAAAUUCUGAGAGGAAGUCCACAGCUCUUAUUGGCCACACAAAAGCUGUGAAUGCUCUACAAUGGUCAAACAGUCAUUGUCAUCUUCUUGCAUCGUGUGGUAUGGAUUCUUCCAUAAACAUAUGGAAUGUUUGGAGCAAUGAACAGAAAAAAGCACGGGUAUUAAACGUUCAUACUGCAGCUGUAAAAGACAUCAAGUGGUGUGAGAAAGGUCUUUCUUUGCUUUCUUGUGGAUAUGAUUGCACAUCAAGAUUGAUAGAUGUUGAAAAAGGGAUAGAAACUCGGGUGUUUAAAGAGGAUCAGGUUGUUGGGGUUGUUAAAUUUCAUCCUAACAACUCCAACCUGUUUUUGUCUGGAGGAUCAAAAGGUGUGAUUCGUUUAUGGGAUAUUAGAACUGGAGAUGUGGUAUAUCAAUAUUCUCGAGGACAUCUUGGCCCAAUUCUUGAUGUGGAAUUUAUGAAUGAUACAAAACAAUUUAUUUCCUCUAGUGAUGAAUCAAAAAGCAAUGUUAGUGAGAAUGCUAUCAUUGUUUGGGAUGUUUCACGACAACUUCCUCUAUCCAAUCAGAUCUAUGUGGAAGCGUAUACGUGUCCGUGUAUACGACAUCAUCCAUACGACCCAUAUUUUGUGGCACAAUCAAAUGGAAAUUACAUUGCAAUAUUUUCUUCCAAAUCUCCAUUUCGGCUCGACAAAUACAAAAGAUAUGAAAGUCAUUUUGUUUCCGGUUUUCCCAUCAAAUGCAAUUUCAGUACAGAUGGGAAAAAACUUGCAUCCGCCUCUUCAGAUGGUUUUAUUUACAUAUAUAAUACUAAGUCAUGCCACCUCAUCAACAAGAUCAAAGCUUAUGAACAAGCGUGUGUAGAUGUUGCAUUUCAUCCCAUAUUGUCUAAUGUAAUCGCUUGUUGCAGUUGGAAUGGGGAAAUCUCCGUUUUUGAAUAAUUGGAAAAUAUGUAUAUCAUUUAAUGUCGCAUUCCAGUCUUGUACCCCACAUACAUGUAUUAUUGAUGAGCUGUAUUUGUAUUGUUCUUGUGUUUGGGCAAAUCAAAUGAAACACUUUUAAAGCCGAAAACAUUGCCG